UAGAUCUUUGCUUUUCCGCAAACGAGAACCUGUAAUCGCAAAGAUAACCUAAACCCUAAUCCCCUCUCUCUCUGCACUUUGAGUUCAGUUUCUGGAUUUUUUCUUCUGAAUCUCUGUUUAAUAGAUAGAGAUAUAUGCAUGUCUGUGUAUUUGUAGGUUAGGAUUGGAGUAAAGAAAGAGAGAUUUAUCGACCAUGGCUACGGAGAAUAGUACCAAUACGGCAUCGACUUCGAGAUCUAAUUCGACCGCCGAUUCCUACAUAGGCAGCUUGAUAAGCUUGACGUCCAAGAGUGAGAUCAGAUACGAGGGCGUUCUCUACAAUAUCAACACCGAAGAGUCCAGCAUCGGAUUGAAAAACGUGCGGUCAUUUGGAACAGAAGGACGGAAAAAGGAUGGUCCGCAAAUCCCUCCCAGUGACAAAGUUUAUGAAUACAUAUUGUUCCGUGGAAGUGACAUCAAGGACUUACAGGUUAAGUCUUCUCCCCCUGUUCAGCCUAUGCCACCUAUAAACAAUGAUCCAGCUAUUAUACAGUCUCACUAUCCUCGCCCAGUUUCUACACCUGCGAGCUUGCCUCCUGCUGUUACUGGGUCUUUGAGUGAUAUCGGAUCCCACAAUGCUCAAAUGGGACUACCUGGGUCUAAUUUCCAAGGUGGGCUACCUUUAUAUCAACCUGGAGGGAAUCUAGGAACAUGGGGUGCUUCACCUCCUCCCCCAAAUGCAAAUGGGAAUGGGCUUGCUAUGCCAAUGUAUUGGCAAGGUUACUAUGGCCCUCCAAACGGGCUUCCUCAUUUACACCAGCAAUCUUUGCUUCGACCACCACCUGGGUUGUCAAUGCCUUCUUCCAUGCAGCCAAUGCAGUAUCCCAAUUUUAAUGCCCCUUUACCCACUGGAGCCUCAAACUUGCCGGUUUCAAACUUGCCAACUUCAAACUUACCGGUUUCAAACUUUCCAGCUUCCUUACCAGAUAUUCAGUCUCCUUUGCUUUCUGUUGGUAGUGGUACUAGUUCCCUUAAUUUAGCAUCCACUUCUUCAGCACCAUCAACUUUGCCUUCAACUUUACCCCCAGUGCUCUCUGCUAGUUUAGCUUCAGAAACAUUACAGAGUUUGCUUCCUAAUAAGGCUCCAAGUUCUGCACUUCCUGCAGCCAAUUUAAGUGCCAGCUUACCAGCGCUCUCUCCUUUGACUUCUUCAGGCCCAGAAUUAAACACCAUUGCACCACUGAUCUCCAAUAAGCCUAAUGCAAUUUCUGGUCCAACAAUGCCAUAUCAAAGCACUGCACAAUCUACAUCUUCAGUUGUGACCUCUAAUUCUCUUCGAACAGAAACACCAACACCUUCACUGAUAACCCCAGGUCAGCUGUUGCAGUCUGGACCAACUACAAUCCCUUCUUCACAACCUGUGCAAACAGGUCAUAAAGACGUGGAGGUGGUUCAAGCAUCAACAACAUUAUCAACAGAACCAUCAGUGCCUGCUGUUACAGAAGCUCAGCCACCAAUACUCCCAUUACCUGUUCCAGCACGGGCAAGUUAUAAGCCAAAUGGAGCUCCUUUUCAUUCUCGUCAUGGUUAUAGGGGGCGGGAAAGAGGAAGAGGAACUGGGAGUUCACGUUCUGUGACAAAAUUUACUGAGGAUUUUGAUUUUAUGGCAAUGAAUGAGAAAUUCAACAAGGAUGAAGUAUGGGGUCAUCUUGGCAAGAGUAACAAAUCUCAUUCAAAGGACAGAGAAGAUGGAAAAGGCAGUGAUGAAGAUGAUUCUCAAUAUGAAGAUGAUGAUGAAUUGACUAAGAUUGAAAUUAAGCCCCUUUAUAACAAAGAUGACUUUUUUGAUACUCUCUCCUGCAAUGCACUUGAUCAAGAUUAUCAGAAUGGAAGGACUAAAUUCUCCGAGCAACUGAAGAUAGACACAGAGACUUUUGGGGACUUUCAAAGAUAUCGGGGAGGUAGGGGUGGCCGUGGGCCUCCACGUGGUGGCCGUCCCUAUGGGUCUUAUCAUGGACGGGGGUAUGGCUAUGGCUAUGGCUAUGGCUAUGGCUAUGGUGGGCGGGGCCGUGGACGGGCCAUGCCCAAUCGUGCAUCGUAGGCAGUGCUUGGUAUUUUGAGAUGUUAGUGGGGUAAACUUAGAGCCCAAUUGCCCAUGUACCAACAAGCAAUAUGGAGCUAUGCUUGCAGUGUGUUUUUCUGAUUGUCUAGAGAAUAAGGGGGAGGGAUGUGCUACAUGUUUUACAUUUAGUACAUCCGAAUUCCCUUUCGUUUAGCAGUCCUAGUGGAGUUAAAUGAAGAAUUAUAUUUCAAUUGAAGAAUUACUUGUUUGCCAUUCA
Molecule: messenger RNA, 2318 nt
Organism: Hevea brasiliensis (rubber tree)
Lineage: Eukaryota; Viridiplantae; Streptophyta; Magnoliopsida; Malpighiales; Euphorbiaceae
Product: protein decapping 5
Exons: 8
Coding region: 194-2080 (628 amino acids)
Biological process (GO): P-body assembly; cytoplasmic stress granule assembly
Cellular component (GO): P-body
Molecular function (GO): mRNA binding
Source: RefSeq, a predicted model, not a curated record